AUGGACGCCGAAAACACCGCCCAAACUGGCAGCGCUUCCAACGACAAGGAGAUCGCCAAGCGAAGCGGCGAGUGUUGCUUAGCUGGAACGAUUCACGAAGGCGAGCCAAGAGGCAAGACCAUCACGAUUGCUGAUCUCGACACUUACAUCGUGGAACCUGCGAAAGGCAAGGACAAUGGUCAUAUCAUGCUGUACUACCCUGAUGUGUACGGGAUGUUCGUCAAUGGUUAUUUGAUCAUGGACGGGUUUGCAGACGCUGGAUUCACUGUGCUUGGGAUUGACUACUUCAAAGGAGACGGCGUGCAGAAACACCGGAAGUUCCGUGGCGAUCCUGACUUCGACUUCCAAGCUUGGUUGGACAAGCAUAUGGAGUUCUCCAACCCAGCCACGCCGAAAUGGAAUGCUGAGGUAAAGGCAAAGUAUGGUGGUGGCAACAAGAAGUUUGCUUGCGUCGGCUAUUGCUAUGGAGCUCCUUAUGUCUGCGACAGCCUCGCCAGAGAUGGGGUAUGCACGGUUGGAGCCUUCGCGCAUCCGGCGUUUCUCAAGGAAAGCCACUUUGAAAAUAUUUCCAGUGCGUUCUGCUUGGAUUUCCGCAACCUGCACAGUUCUGACGGCCAUUUUGUAGAGCCACUAUUUUUGUCCUGUGCCGAAAUCGACCAUACCUUCCCCAACGAGUACCGAAACCGAGCGGUCGACAUCUUGCAGGCCGGAAAGAAGCCAUUCCAAGUGCAAUUGUUCCAAGGCGUCGAGCAUGGUUUCGCCUUGAGAGGAGAUCCCAAUAAUCCUUACGAGCGAUAUGUCAAAGAGCAGAGCCUGAAAGGCAUUGCCGAGUGGUGCGAGUUUUGGCUGUCACAGUAG
Recurvomyces mirabilis is the source of this 858-nucleotide messenger RNA. RefSeq lists its product as uncharacterized. The record is from RefSeq and is a predicted model, not a curated record. Gene Ontology annotation, molecular function: hydrolase activity. Lineage: Eukaryota; Fungi; Ascomycota; Dothideomycetes; Mycosphaerellales; Teratosphaeriaceae. Bases 1 to 858 code for a protein of 285 amino acids. The transcript has 5 exons.